Messenger RNA from Prorocentrum cordatum, 363 nucleotides. Lineage: Eukaryota; Dinophyceae; Prorocentrales; Prorocentraceae. The record is from the annotation of a GenBank genome assembly.
AUGGCCCUGGGCCCCGUCGAGGUCUGCUCGAAAGCGGCCACAUCCUCUGCCCGAAGGGCCGAUGCGAUGCAAGUGAAGACGAGGCUUUCGCACACGAUGCUCUCCAUCGGCUCACCGCGACGCCCGCGGGCCUCGGACCCAAGUGCUCGGGCCAACGUGCCUCGAGCCCUGCUCCGCCGUCGGCGCCCUCCUGGGCCGUGCUGGGGGGGGGUCCCGGAGGCGCCCUCUUGCACGAGCAUUAACACGAGCAGCGCCGACCUCGCCGAGGCAGGCCGCGUGCAUUCUGGGCCGCCGCCCGUGCAAAGCCCUCUCGCGCUGCUCCCGAGCAGUCGCGUCGCUGCGCCAUCGGCGGAUGCAGCGGGG